Molecule: messenger RNA, 1117 nt
Organism: Rhodamnia argentea
Lineage: Eukaryota; Viridiplantae; Streptophyta; Magnoliopsida; Myrtales; Myrtaceae
Product: transmembrane emp24 domain-containing protein p24delta9-like
Exons: 4
Coding region: 70-729 (219 amino acids)
Biological process (GO): intracellular protein transport; Golgi organization; endoplasmic reticulum to Golgi vesicle-mediated transport
Cellular component (GO): endoplasmic reticulum; COPII-coated ER to Golgi transport vesicle; Golgi apparatus
Source: RefSeq, a predicted model, not a curated record
GACGGGGAAAUCUGCGUCUCUCACUCGCGCUGACUCUUCUCUCCAGUCGCUCGCUCACGAACAGUAAGGAUGUUCCCAUUGGAUGUCUCUCGUCGUCGUCUUCAUGUUGCUCUCGUUGCGAUACUUCUAGGGCUCCAAGCGCCCGCCUCUCGCUCGCUCCGAUUCGACUUGCAAUCGGGCCACACGAAAUGCAUCGCCGAAGACAUCAGAGCCAAUUCCAUGACCGUCGGCAAGUUCGCCAUCGUCAAUCCUCACGAAGGCCAUCCCCUGCCUGAAUCUCAUAAGCUCUCCGUCCGGGUAACUUCUGCACACGGGAACAGCUAUCACCAAUCGGAAAAUGUGGAGUCGGGGCAGUUCGCAUUCACGGCCGGAGAAGCUGGGGAUUACACGGCUUGCUUCUGGGCUCCUGAUCACAAGCCCCAAGCUACUUUGACGGUUGAUUUCGACUGGAGGACCGGUGUGGCUGCCAAGGAUUGGUCCAAUGUUGCCAAGAAAGACCAAGUCGAUGUCAUGGGAUUGGAACUGAAGAAGUUGUAUGAGACUAUCGACUCCAUUCAUAAUGAGAUGUUUUAUCUUCGUGAAAGAGAAGAGGAAAUGGAGGAGCUCAACCAAGCAACUAACGCAAAAAUGGCCUGGCUCAGUUGCCUUUCGCUUUUUGUCUGCCUAUCUGUGGCUGGCCUGCAACUAUGGCACUUGAAGACCUUUUUCGAGAAAAAGAAAAUCAUUUGAAUCUUUUUUCAAUAGCUUAGAAAUUUUUUAUCUACUUUUGCGGAACAUUUGGAUGGUGAUACAACCUUUCUGAGAUGUCUACGUUGUUGACAGUUCCUGGAGAUCCUAAGUAGGAGUUAUGCAAAAAAAAAAAAAAAAGCAAAAAGAUAAAAGAGAAAUCGUUUUCCAAAAGAUCUGGUUGUUAUAAUUCCUAGUGAGUUAUUACUAAGGUCCCUAGUCUAGAUUUGCAUCCAACAUUUUACUGAUGUGGAGUUGGUUAGUUGGACAACUUGGUCGUUGUAAUGAUUUGACCAAACUGUUUUUCACUGUCAGUGAGGCGGUGCCGGGCUUAUUCAUUGGCUCGAAGGAAGCCAAAUUAUAACCAGGAAGAUUCUAAUUGUGAUGUCCA